Molecule: messenger RNA, 3055 nt
Organism: Dicentrarchus labrax (European seabass)
Lineage: Eukaryota; Metazoa; Chordata; Actinopteri; Moronidae
Product: von Willebrand factor A domain-containing protein 7-like
Exons: 18
Coding region: 72-2846 (924 amino acids)
Source: RefSeq, a predicted model, not a curated record
AUAAAGGAGGGGUGGGGCUGCACACUUCUUUAAGUCACUGGAGUCACCGCACCUGAGCAUAAAGAUUGAUCAUGACUUUCGUCCUGGGCAUAGCCCUGCUGGCCUUGGCCCUAUCAGGGCCCACCGUAGCCUUUGUCCCCAUUGGGGGUGGGGCAUCCACUCAUAUCAGCAUUACAGGAACGGCUCUAUUGCAAAAAGUGACUGAAACAUGUCGGGCAGUGGCUGAGGCAGCUGGUCAUGAGUUCAAUCCCACGGGUUCGUCUCCUGAAGAGCUGGUCCAGGCCUGUCUGGGACCCACAGCAACAGGAGAAGUGUCUGGUGCCAAGUUUCACUCCGCUCUUCAAGAAAUCUACACCCAGAACGGACUGGUAGACCGUGACUUUGUCAACAGUGCUCCACACCACUUCAACUCAGAGGCCUUUCUGGAAGGACGUGGCCUAAUCAGAGAGGGCAUGGCGGCCAUUAAAGCUAACAUUGGUAAAGAGAACUUCCAGGCUGCCAGGGAAACACUGGGCAGAGUCCUUCACACACUACAGGACUUCUACAGCCACAGUAACUGGGUGGAGCUGGGAUACACAGAGCCAUACAUCAACCUCAUACGCCCAGACCUUCCUCUGGAAAAUCUGGCAGAUAUCAACACUGCCACCUGCAGUGACUGUGCCAGUGGAAAAUGCCCCAAUCCCAUCCUCCCCAACAUCCUGAAGGAGAAGAAACUCACAUCAGGCUACAUGGGAAUCUUCUCUGCAGCCAAGCCUAAAGGUAAAUGCAGUCAUGGAGGUGCAGCUGACCUGACUAGUGCAGCAGUUCCUCGUGGAGGCAUAAGCAAAGAUGAGCGCCGCUCCGACAACGUGGUGCUCCACAAUGCUGCUGUGAAUGCAGCCACAGCCGCCAGCCUGCAGCUGCUGGAGGACAUCCGGUUAGCUGUCGGUGACAAUGACUUUCUGAGAAUGAUGGGGAUUGCCCGCUCCUCUGUCGUGUGCUUCGUUAUUGAUACCACUGGCAGUAUGUCAGAUGACAUCAAUGAAGCCAGAGCGGUUGUUUACGAAAUCAUUGACAGCAAAAAAGGAACGCAGGAUGAGCCAUCCGAGUACAUUCUGGUGCCUUUCAAUGACCCUGCGUUUGGACCUAUGAUCAGAACAACAGACCCUGAUAAGAUGAAAAGGGAAAUCUCUAAGCUCACAGCAUCAGGAGGUGGUGAUAUCCCUGAGAUGUGCCUGUCAGGACUUCAGUUGGCUCUCACCGGUGCCCCUGCCUCUUCCCACAUCUAUGUUUUCACUGAUGCUAUAGCCAAAGACAUCGACCUCAAGGACACUAUUGUUGCUCUCAUCAGGAGCUCCAAGUCAACGGUGUCAUUCUUCAUGACCGGGGCCAGUCGGAGGCGUCGUCGUUCCCUCCGAGCUCCUUCCUUUGAAGACUACAAGGACCUGGCUUUGGCCUCUGGAGGCCAGGCCAUCCAGGUGUCUAAGAGUCAGUUACCUCAGGCCACAGAUGUCAUCCUUGACACGUCCACUUCAGCUCUGGUGACAGUCCUUCAGCGUGCAAGGAACCCUGGGAAGCAGGAAACCUUCCCCUUCGUAUUGGAUGAAACUCUAAAAAAUAUCACUAUCUACAUCACAGGAACAUCCAUUACUUUCACACUGACCAACCCUGCAGGUGUGAGCCAGAACCACAAUGAGGCCAGCGGUAAACUGGGGACCAUACAGACAGUGGGCAACCUGAGGAGAAUUCGUCUCAACGCUGACAAGCAGACAGGAACCUGGCAGAUAAACAUAAAGUCCAACCAAGCAUACACACUUAAAGUCACAGGCCAGAGUAUCAUUACCUUUAUCUACAACUUCGUGGAAAGCUUCGGAGGACCUCACCCAGGUUACGCAGUACUCAGUGGGCGUCCACAAGAAGGCCAGCCGGCCACCCUGAUGGUCUCAGUAAUAGGUAGGAAAGGUCCGUCCUCGCUGGCUAUUGGAGACGUUGGUCUGGUAACUGUAUCUGGUCCUGAGACUAAUAGCAAUAGCACAACAAGUGACAUGGGCAACGGAGACAUCUUGGUGACUGUUGAUGAAGUCCCUGGGGGAGAGUUUGUGGUCAUUCUGAGAGGAACUGACAAACUGUCAAACACAGAAUUUCAGAGGCAGUCUACCACCCAGAUGUCCGUCUCCAAAGUGAAUAUUCAGGCUGUGGUGGACAGCAGUGUGGAGCCAGGGAAAGCCUUCAAGCUCCCCUUCAGUGUCAUGACCCAAGGCUCUGGUGGUAAAUACUCCAUUGGCGCCAGAAAUGACAGAAACUUCCCCAUGUCCUUCCCAAACAGCCUCACCUUGACAGCUGGACAAUAUGCUAAUGCUACUUUAACCAUAACACCACCUGCCAACACGCCAUCAGGCACUGAUGUCACUCUGACGAUAGAAGCCAAGUCGUCCAGUGGUGCCGACUCCAAUUAUGCCGUUUUGAGAUUUUCGGUUGUUACCAAGAUUACAGACUUUGUUCAGCCUUUGUGUGAAGUGGUUAGUGUGCUGGCUAAUGAUUGCCCUCAAGAUGUGUCUCAGUGUGGACCUUUCCGAUGGGAGCUCUCGGCCAACCUUACUGAUGGAAACGGCACUGGAAUAGAGACUAUUUCCCUGCGUCAGGGCAAUGGAACCCUCUUACACAGCUCCUUGAGUGAUCCUGUUGUUUGGGCAAACUACACAUCCUCCUGCUGCUCUCAGAUUGUUGAGUUUAUAGCUGUAGAUAAAGUUGGCAAUGUGGGAAAGUGUUAUCAGUCCAUUGUACGUUCUGCUGGCCCUCCUGCUUUAACCCUGUCGCUGCCACUGUGGUUGUGCCUGCUGGUAUCUGCCUUUGUAGCAAGGGGUUGAAGGCCUUAAGGCUAAGUUGCUCAAAUAUCUUGCUUGAAUAAAAUGUGAGCACUGAUGUGUACAAAGUUGCUAGAAAUUAAAUAUUUAUGAUAAAAAAAAACCAUUCAGCAUGCACAGUUGGAUAUUUACUCUAAUAACAGCUGUAUGAAGAGUCUAAGUUGCGGUUUCAAUUAAAGAUUUCAAGCAUUGGAAUAAAGGCUUGUAGCCUA